CUUAACCUUAUUAUCCUUUCUUCAUUUUUGUUUUAGCUCUCUUAUAUACUUAAUAUGGAAGCUUGGCUAGCUGAAUUGGAAAAGGAUCUAAGUUCAGUGAGCUGUUUAAUGAACGAUCCUUACAAUCAAAUGCCUGGUGCAACCAUGGGCGUGGAUAUUUCUUACCUUUACUCAGCUGAGAGUGACACUAAUAAGCACUCUCCUGAUUUGUCUGUGUGGGAUAUUGAUACCAUUUUAGUGGAACAAGUUACAACACCACCCCUUAAUAUCGGGAAAUUAUGAUAUCUGGCAUAAAAAUAAAGAUAAAGAUAAAGAUAAGGAUAAAAAUAAAAAUAAAAAUAACGAUAAAAUGAGGAAGCAAGGAGUGAGUAGUGGUGCAAAGAGGAAAAGACAGCCAGAUCAAGUUCAUGAUCAUAUCUUAGCUGAAAGGAAGCGCCGAGAAUUGCUUAGUCAGUUAUUCAUUUCUCUUUCUGCCCUUGUUCCUGGUCUUAAGAAGAUGGACAAAACAUCAAUCUUAGGAGAGGCAGUGAAGUACAUGAAACAACUUAAAGAAAAUGUUAAAACACUAGAAGAAGUUGUUGCAAAGAGGACGGUACAAUCAAUGGUGGUAAUGAAUAAAUCUCAAUUAAUUAUCGACAAUUGUGGUGUCGAUAACGAUUCUUCGUCGACAAUUGAUGACAAUUGUGCGAGUGGCACCAGUGGUAGUGGGAACAACGGUGGUGAUGGUGGUGGUCACGACGUAGACAAUCUUAUUAAUGGUUCACUUCCUGAAAUUGAAGUUAAGAUCUUAGGAAACACACUUCUCUUAAGACUUAAAUGCAAAAAUAAAAAGGGAAUUAUGAACAUGUUAUUUGCUGAGUUGGACAACUAUAAUUGUACCGUCACGAAUUUUAGUGCUAUGAAAUUUGAAACCUUGGCACUAGAUGUUACCGUUGUUGCGCAGAUAGAAGGAGACUUUAAUAAGAAAUUGAAACAAUUUAUGAGGACUCUUCGCUCAGCCCUUCAGUAGGGAAAUCAUCGCAAAUGACAUGGGUGGAGCUAAAUCUGUUUAUUUGUGUUAUCGGGUCGAUUUUAAAUUAGGUAUUUGGGGUCUAUUCAAAAUCGAGUCUUGUGCCCACAUUGGUUUUGUUAAGAGUAGUCAGUAUGUUUAUGUUUUUAGUUCAUUAGUUGUGUAUUCUUAGUUUGUCUUAUUCCUUUUGUUUUCUUUGCUUAGCUGAGAAACUAAUUUCAUUAAUUCAAGGAAUAACAAAAUAGUAGUUGUUGUUCCAUCUCUUUUCUUUCUGUACAUUGUACUUUCAUCCCUAUUUUGGGAAAUAUUUCAUGGUAUCAGAGCAAGGAUUAAUCCUUCUUUUCUCUUUCAA
Amaranthus tricolor (Joseph's coat) is the source of this 1361-nucleotide messenger RNA. RefSeq names its product transcription factor bHLH25-like. Gene Ontology annotation, molecular function: protein dimerization activity. Lineage: Eukaryota; Viridiplantae; Streptophyta; Magnoliopsida; Caryophyllales; Amaranthaceae. The transcript has 4 exons. The record is from RefSeq and is a predicted model, not a curated record. The coding region runs from base 350 to 1009 and encodes 219 amino acids.